AUGAAGCCUCCGUCUUCUCCUGGAGCUCCGUCGUCGUCCCCACGCACCUCGCUUUUCCUCCUCCCUGGCAUCCUCCUGGCUGCGGUCAUCUACCUGGUCCUCUUCCCCAACAACUUCAGGCUCCCGGGGAUGUUCGGGUCGUCCUCGUCGUCGUCAUGCAACGACAACAACGGCGCCUCGGCGACGUCGGCGGUCGGCCGUCUCACCGCCGGAGGCUCUCCUGCGGAGGAGGCGGUGGACCUGCGGUUGCUGAUGGGCAUCGUGACCACCCCAAGCACGUACGAGCGGCGCGCGCUCCUGCGUCUGGCCUACUCCCUGCAGCCGCGGCCCGUGCGCGCGGUGGUGGACGUGCGCUUCGUCAUGUGCCGCAUCGAGCGGGAGGAGGACCGAAUCCUGGUGGCGCUGGAGAUCAUCGCGCACGGCGACGUGGUGGUGCUCAACUGCACGGAGAACAUGAACGACGGCAAGACGUACGCCUACUUCUCGGCCGUGCCGGGGCUUUUCGCCGGGGAGCGGUACGACUACGUGGGCAAGACCGACGACGACACCUACUACCGGGUGGCGGCGCUGGCGGAGUCGCUUAGCGGGAAGGCGCGGCGGGACGCGUACCAGGGCUACCUGACGCCCUGCCACUGGCUGCCCGAGAAGCAGUACAUGUCCGGGAUGGGGUACGUCGUGUCGUGGGACGUGGCGGAGUGGAUCGCCGCCACGCCGGAGCUCCGGGACGACCACAACGACUGGGAGGACGUCGACUUCGGCGGGUGGCUGCGCAAGGGCGGGAAGUACAAGAACGUGUACAACGAGGAGCCGAGGAUGUACGACUACUGGGACAGGGAGAUGGCCACCGACGUCAACUGCUUCCGGCACGAGCACAUCGCCGACGCCGUGGCCGUGCACAAGCUCAAGGACCGCCUCAAGUGGGCGCGCACGCUCCACUUCUUCAACGCCACCCAGGGGCUCAAGCCGUCCAAGCUCUAUCAUGUUGACUUGCAAAACGUCUACCACGUCUAG
Molecule: messenger RNA, 1011 nt
Organism: Miscanthus lutarioriparius
Lineage: Eukaryota; Viridiplantae; Streptophyta; Magnoliopsida; Poales; Poaceae
Source: the annotation of a GenBank genome assembly